This is a messenger RNA of Suillus bovinus, 717 nucleotides long. RefSeq lists its product as uncharacterized. The coding region runs from base 1 to 717 and encodes 238 amino acids. The record is from RefSeq and is a predicted model, not a curated record. The transcript has 5 exons. NCBI's taxonomy places the organism in Eukaryota, Fungi, Basidiomycota, Agaricomycetes, Boletales, Suillaceae.
AUGAAAAGGGUGACAUAUUUUGCAGCACUCAGCAAGGUCUCAGAAGAUACACUGAAAUCAUGUGCUGAUCUCUUCAGCUCCGACUACGGUAUUUGGGGUGAUCAAGCAAGUACAAUUUCAAAGUAUACUUUGGCUGAGAAUACUCUUCUGGUAACCUACUACAUCCAGGUUGAUCCACUCGAGAGUGAGCCUCCCAAACUCUAUGGUCAUGCAUUUGCUACUGUGUGGGGUUACAGUAAACAUAAAGUUGGCUGGGUGACCCAGCUUGUUGUCGAUAAAGCAGUCCGUCAAUGUUACAUUGCGACUCAGCUACUGCAAACUCUCAAGUUCCACACCUUAUUCUCCUCUGUCAACAUUGUUGGUCUGGCCUCAUCUCAUCCUGCUGCUUGUAAUGCUUUGGCAAAAUAUGCUGCUGCUAAUAUCAAAGAUGUCAAUCUGGACUUCAUUCGUGAACAUGCUAAGGGGGUUUUGGAAUCCUUGCCUAUCAGCUAUGUGAAGGCUGCUCAACUGAGGGGCACACUUUUCGAAGACAACUGUAACAACAGAGCUAUCUCAUCUGUGUAUACCGAGUUUUAUGUUGACCAUGCCGAGCCUUUAGCUGUGUUGGAACAGUACAAGAAGAAGGGUCCAUGGUGCUUGGGUGAGCUCCUUGAUGGGCAUGAAUUUCUUGCUAUCUUUCCUAUCGCACCCAUGAGCCCAGUUGAUCCCAAAAGUUAA